GAGGCUUGUGUUUGUCGUCGUUGUGGAUAGACAUAGACACAUACAGUGUUUCUUGUUCCACUACCUUAAACUACUCUUUUUCAGAGAACCCAACAACACACACGAACACUAACUGUUAAAUCUCAGAGGGACGAAGAUGGCGUUGGGGGUACCUGCACUUCCGUUCACAUUUGUUGUUCACCUUUUGGGUGUUGUUGCCAUCAUCUUGGUCUUGGUCUGGAACUUACAUUUCAGGGGUGGCUUGGCUUGGGAUUCUUCCAACAAGGCUCUCAUCUUCAACAUUCAUCCUGUUCUUAUGAUUAUUGGCUUAAUCGUUAUUGGAGGGGAAGCUAUUAUAAGUUACAAAUCUCUUCCCCUGAAGAAGGAAGUGAAGAAAUUGAUACACCUUGUUCUCCACGCCAUUGCAUUAAUACUUGGAAUAAUUGGAAUUUAUACUGCCUUCAAGUUUCAUAAUGAAAGUGGGAUUGCCAAUCUGUACAGCUUGCAUUCAUGGCUCGGACUUGGGGUUAUUGUCCUUUAUGGCAUUCAGUGGAUAUAUGGGUUUGUGAUAUUUUUCUACCCUGGUGGGACUUCAGCCAUUAGACGUGACUCACUUCCUUGGCAUGUCCUGUUUGGGAUAUUUGUAUAUGUCUUAGCUGUUGGCACUGCUUCUCUUGGUUUUCUGGAGAAGCUCACUUUCCUUGAGAACUCAGGAUUGGCAAAAUAUGGUUCUGAGGCUUUACUUGUCAACUUCACUGCUGUGAUCACAAUCUUAUUUGGUGCCUUUGUUUUAUUAACUGCUGCAUCUGAUGCUCCUGCAGCCGAAGAUGACUACGCAGCCAUAUAGAUUUAUUUUUGCAUCAUACUAUCAUGGAUAACCUCAUGUAUGCUAUUAGUUUGUACUGGGAGUGGGAAGGUGGAAAUAAUAUAUGUUGUGUCUGUAUUUUUGGACA
Messenger RNA from Gastrolobium bilobum, 932 nucleotides. RefSeq names its product transmembrane ascorbate ferrireductase 1. Lineage: Eukaryota; Viridiplantae; Streptophyta; Magnoliopsida; Fabales; Fabaceae. Gene Ontology annotation, molecular function: oxidoreductase activity. Bases 137 to 826 code for a protein of 229 amino acids. The record is from RefSeq and is a predicted model, not a curated record. The transcript has 4 exons.